Molecule: messenger RNA, 2352 nt
Organism: Pleuronectes platessa (European plaice)
Lineage: Eukaryota; Metazoa; Chordata; Actinopteri; Pleuronectiformes; Pleuronectidae
Gene: alg13
Product: ALG13 UDP-N-acetylglucosaminyltransferase subunit
Biological process (GO): protein deubiquitination
Molecular function (GO): cysteine-type deubiquitinase activity
Source: RefSeq, a predicted model, not a curated record
AUGGUGAUCAGUAAAACCAACAGGGAGGAUCUGACAUUGUAUUACUCUCAGAACUACCAUCAGAAGAUCCGUCAGGACUGUGCCGACUUCAUGAGAACAAACAGAUUCAACUUUGAACCGUUUGUCGAAGGUUCCUUCGAGAAAUAUCUGGAGUGUCUGGAGGACCCGAAGGAGACCGUGGGUCAGGUGGAGAUCAAGGCUCUGUCUCAGCUGUACAGGCGUUGUUUCCUGAUCUAUCGAUACCCGGGGAAACCAGCCACAGUGAUCUCAGAGGACGACUUUGUGGACAAGUCUCCUGCAGAUGCUCCUCCGUCCAGACUCUCUCUUCCUUAUAAGGUCAUGAAGUCUCUGGACGGAGACGUGUACAGAAACCUGGAGUUUGACGUGUGGCAGGACACCUGCAAAGGAGUUACCCCGCCUCCGCCGCGCUGUGCCAGGGUGCGUCUGGAGCCAAAGGGGAAAUACUAUAACGCCUUCAUCCAGGAAGUAGGAACCCACUCGUCAGCCGUCACCGUGUUCAUCGAGGAGCUGGGAGAGAAACACCUGGUUCCUCUGACGGAUCUGAAACCAGUGAAUCCAGUUCCUGCCUGGAAUGUUGCUGCUCCAACUAGAAAAGGAGAUCUGGACUUGGACUCUCGUGGUCAGCGUCAUCAUCGUCACCGUUACUUCAGGAAGUCUCGGGGCAGCAGUGGAAUGAAGGGGGCCGAGCUCAUGAUAGCUCCCGCCCCUUUAUACGGAGGCCCCGCCCCAUCCAGCCUGCCCCCUCGCUUCCAGCCGGCAGGUCACCCCCGCCCACCCCCUCCUCCCUCAACUGGAACCAUGACCUAUGAUCCCUACGCCCCCCCACACCACCACCACCACCACCCUACAGUCAGAGCUCCUCGCUACGGAGCGUCCAGAAGCUCCACCCGUUUCCUCAACCGUCACCUGAUUGGCCCACAGCUGACCUAUUACCACCCUGGAAGACGAUAUUACCACGACUAUGAGAACUACGCCUUCAGGUCCCGUCGUAGCCGUCGUCAGCUGGUUGCUGCUAUCAAUAAAGAUUGUCAGUUUGGUUACCCUGCGGAGACGGGGGAGGAGCCAGGCGAUCUGGACUCGGCCAUCACGUACUACCAGCUGGAUGACGCCAGCGACGCCGUCUUCCCGCCGCUGCCGGUGAGAGAAGCACAUGACCGCAGACAUGUGACCAUGCGUUUCCGUUUGGAUUCACUCUGACUCCUCCCACAGGGCACUGCUCCUCCCCCUCCACCUGGCUCCACCUAUCGAGUUCAGAGAGCCUCUGGACACCACCCCCCUUCACAUCGACCUGCAAACACCCCAGUGUGCUCCUCAGAGGACGAACAGGAGGACACGAGCACCGCUGAGGACCAGGCUGAGUUCUCAGAGGAUUUCAUCUUCAGUGCUCAGGAUCAGAACUACCAGACGUCCGGUGGUUACACAACUGCUGAGGCCUCCAACAAUCAGGAUGGACAGGAAGGAGGAUGUGCUGACUCUCCCCCAAGACCAGACAUGAAUUACAACUACACACAGCAGGUAGUGAAGCCUUUAGCUGUCGUUGGCUCUUCACCCUCCUCUUCCUCAUCCUCACCCUCUUCUCCAUCAUCGCAUGUUCCUGCAGCUGCUCACCUGCCGCCAAGUGCACACACACAGACACGCUCAGCCUCCAUGUCAAUCCCAGCUUCUUCUCCGUGGUUGGUUAAUGAGCUAGGUGAGCCUCUCUGCACCGUGGUGGCUCCGCCCCCUUACUCCUACGACCCUAAUGGCAGCGAUUUACCCCGAGACUGCAGAAUUCUUCAGUAUUACUUCAACUUGGGCGUCCAGUGGUACUGGCAGCAGCAGACAACGUUCUCCUCCCCCUCUCCUGAGAACCACUACACCUACCAACCCUACCCCCCCUACCUGAGCCAGGAGCCGCUGCACGCUGCCUCCCAUCAGCCCCCCUCCUCCUACCCAGAAUCCUCCAGGGCAGGAGAUGGACAGACGGACGGACCCUCCCCAUCGAUGGAAGGCUCCAUCUCCUCCAUUGGCCCUGUUCCUCCAGGCUCCGCCCCCUCCGCUGCUCAUCUGUACCAGGAGCAAACGCCUCUCCCCCCUCCCCCUAUGCUACACCUGCCAUAUGAAGCCCCGCCCAUCACCACCUACCUGCCCUCUGCUCCUCAGCCAACCCACCUCCCCCAUCACUCCUCCUACCACUGCCUCCCACCAUCAGUCCAGUGGGGAACGCUCCAGACUGGAGGCCACAACUCACGGGUUUAUUGCCCCGCCCCUAACCCAGCCCACGUGGUUGCUUACAUUACAGCCCCAUCCCCCCACCACACAGCGACACACUACAUCCCCCCCACCGUGUGA